CGCGCGUGCGCGCUGCGCCCAGAGAGCCGCGGCCCGACCAUGCCGCGGGGCCGCCCCCCGCCGCCGCCCAGGGGCCGCACCGAUGGAGUUUUAACAUUGAAUGCGGAGAAUGUUAACUAUGCCUGUCAAGUUGCAAACUUCCAUAAAUGUGAACUCUGUCUGCUCUCUUUCCCCAAAGAGUCCCAAUUUCAACGCCACAUGAGGGGCCACGAGCGCCAUGACAAGCCACAUCGAUGUGACCUGUGCCCCCAAACCUUUAAUGUUGAGUUCAACCUGACACUUCAUAAAUGCACCCACAAUGGGGACCACCCCAGCUGUCCUGUGUGUAACAAGCGGUUCUCCAGAGUGGCUAGUCUGAAAGCGCAUAUCAUGCUCCAUGAGAAGGAAGAGAACCUCAUCUGCUCCGAGUGUGGGGAUGAGUUCACUCUGCAGAGCCAGCUGGCUGCCCACAUGGAGCAGCACCGCCAGGAGCUGGCCGGGAGCCGGCCACUCACCUGCAAGGCCUGCCGCAAGGAGUUCGAGACGCCACUGCAGCUCAAAGAGCAUGCGAAGACUCAUUACAAAGUCAGGGUGGCGAGCACAAGGUCUUACAACCGGAACGUCGACCGAAGCGGCUUCACCUACUCAUGCCCACACUGUGGCAAGACGUUCCAGAAGCCGAGCCAGCUGACUCGGCAUAUCAGGAUCCACACAGGUGAAAGGCCCUUUAAAUGUAGCGAGUGUGGAAAAGCCUUUAACCAGAAGGGGGCGCUGCAGACCCACAUGAUCAAGCAUACAGGUGAAAAGCCCCACGCCUGUGCCUUUUGUCCAGCUGCCUUUUCUCAGAAAGGGAAUCUCCAUUCCCACGUGCAGAGAGUUCAUUCGGAGGUGAAGAAUGGCCCCACAUAUAAUUGUACCGAGUGUAGUUGUGUAUUUAAAAGUCUGGGUAGCUUGAACACGCAUAUCAGCAAGAUGCAUAUGGGCGGCCCACAGAACUCCACGACCUCCAGCGAGACCGCACAUGUCUUAACGGCCACACUCUUCCAGACUUUACCUCUGCAGCAGACUGAAGCCCAGGUUGCACCCACCCCGAGCCAGCAGAGUGCCCAGGCGGUGACCGACGUCAUCCAGCAGCUCCUGGAGCUGUCUGAGCCAGGCCCGGGGGAGACCAGCCAAGCCCCACAGCCCGGGCAACACCUUAGCAUCACGGUGGGCGUCAGCCCUGACAUCCUGCAGCAAGCCUUAGAAAACAGUGGACUGUCUUCAAUUCCAGUUGCAGCGCCUCCCAGCGAUGCUGGCCAAGCUAGGCCGCCCAGCACGCAGCUGCAGCCUGCGGAUGUGGCCAGCGUGGCUGGGGAACCAGCGGAGCCUGCUGAGGGGGACCUGGACAAAGAACAGGACAGCCCGGAGAAGGUGGACAGGAAAGAAAAGAAAGUGCUCAAGAAGAAGUCGCCCUUUCUGCCCGGUUCAAUCCGCGAGGAGAAUGGGGUUCGGUGGCAUGUGUGUCCCUACUGCACCAAGGAGUUCCGGAAGCCCAGUGACCUGGUACGUCACAUCCGCAUCCACACGCAUGAGAAGCCCUUCAAGUGUCCACAGUGCUUCCGGGCCUUUGCCGUCAAGAGCACGCUGACUGCCCACAUCAAAACCCACACGGGCAUCAAGGCGUUUAAGUGCCAGCACUGCAUGAAGAGCUUCUCCACCUCAGGCAGCCUCAAGGUGCACAUCCGCUUGCACACAGGUGUCAGACCUUUUGCCUGUCCUCACUGUGACAAAAAAUUUCGAACCUCAGGACACAGGAAGACUCACGUUGCUUCCCACUUUAGGCACACAGAGCUUCGGAAGCUGCGGCACCAGCGGAAACCGGCCAAGGUCCGCGUGGGCAAGGGCAGCACCCCAGUGCCUGCCAUCCCGUUGCAGGAACCCAUCCUCAUCACUGACGUUGGUCUUAUCCAGCCCAUCCCACGGAACCAGUUUUUCCAGAGUUAUUUUAAUAAUAGUUUUGUAAACGAAGCAGACAGACCCUACAAGUGCUACUAUUGUCACCGUGCAUAUAAGAAAUCCUGUCACCUUAAACAGCACAUCAGGUCCCACACUGGGGAGAAGCCUUUCAAGUGUUCCCAGUGUGGCCGAGGAUUCGUGUCCGCUGGAGUUCUCAAGGCACAUGUGCGCACACACACAGGCCUCAAGUCCUUCAAGUGUCUCAUCUGCAAUGGCGCCUUCACCACGGGCGGCAGCCUGCGGCGUCACAUGGGCAUUCACAAUGACCUGCGGCCCUACAUGUGCCCCUACUGCCAGAAGACCUUCAAGACUUCCCUCAACUGCAAGAAGCACAUGAAGACCCACCGAUAUGAACUUGCCCAGCAGCUGCAGCAGCACCAGCAGGCCGCCUCUACAGACGCCAGCCCCGGGGACCAGCAGAGCUUGCCCAUGUCAGCCCAGCUACAGGUGGAGAUGGAGGGUGGUGAGCUGCCCACUCCACCGCCGCCGCCCACCUCCCAGACCGAGGGCCUACUGAGCCUGGAGUCACAGCAUGUUGUGGGCACCGAAGAUGCUGGCCUCGCCCAGCAGUUGGCAGAGAGGGCGCUGGAGGCAGAUGAAGAUCGGUUCGUGAGCCCUCAGCAUGGCCUGCAGGGUCCCGUUGGCCAGUUUGAAGAGCAGGCAACUGCACAGUCCUUUGAGCCGGCUGCCUUGUCCCAAGGGUUCCCGGUGGCCGACACUUACAAUCAGCCAACCCCAUUUCCUGCCGUCCAGCAGCUGCAGGAUUCAAGCACGUUGGAGUCCCAAGCCCUGUCCACGAGCUUCCACCAGCAGAACUUACUUCCAGUUCCCAGCUCUGACGCCAUGAAUGUGGCCACUCAGCUGAUCCAGGAGUCCUCCCAAGAGGAGCUGGACCUGCAGACCCCGCGUGCCCACUUCCUGGAGACCAGUGAGGACCAGAGCAGGCGCUCCUACAGGUGCAACUAUUGCAGCAAAGGCUUCAAGAAGUCCAGCCACCUGAAGCAGCAUGUGCGCUCGCACACCGGGGAGAAGCCCUACAAGUGCAAGCUCUGUGGCCGUGGCUUUGUCUCCUCUGGUGUCCUCAAGUCCCACGAGAAGACGCACACAGGUGUCAAGGCGUUCAGCUGCAGUGUGUGCAACACAUCCUUCACCACCAAUGGCAGCCUCACGCGUCACAUGGCCACACACCUCAGCAUGAAGCCUUACAAGUGCCCCUUCUGCGAGCAGGGCUUUCGCACCACCGUGCACUGCAAGAAGCACAUGAGGCGGCACCAGGUGGCCCCUACGGUCGUGGAGGCAACUGGAGAGGCAGAAGCAAGAGACACCUGCCUGGAAGAGGAGGAUGAGAAUUCUGACCGAGGCACAGCACGGAAGGCGCGGCCUGAGGUCAUCACAUUCACAGAUGAGGAGACAGCGCAGCUGGCCCGGAUCCGGCCACAGGAGAGCGCCACAGUGUCGGAACAGGUGCUGGUGCAGUCGGCUGCCGAGAAGGACCGCAUCAGUGAGAUGAAGGAUCGGCAGGCUGAGCUGGAGGCCGAACCUAAGUACGCCAACUGCUGCUCCUACUGCCCCAAGAGUUUCAAGAAGCCCAGCGAUCUGGUCAGACACGUUCGGAUUCACACGGGUGAGAAGCCUUAUAAAUGCGAUGAGUGUGGGAAGAGCUUCACAGUCAAGUCCACACUGGAUUGCCAUGUGAAGACGCACACAGGCCAGAAGCUGUUCAGCUGCCAUGUGUGCAGCAAGGCCUUCUCCACUAAGGGCAGCCUCAAGGUGCAUAUGCGCCUGCACACAGGUGCCAGGCCCUUCAAGUGCCCACACUGUGAGCUGCGCUUCCGCACAUCUGGACGCCGCAAGACACACAUGCAGUUGCACUACAAGGGGGACCCCCAGAAGGCCAGGAAGCCUACACCCCGGGGCUCCCCCGAGGGGCCACCCAUGAGCCUUCUCAGCCCCUCAUCCUCUGAUUCGGGCGUCUUCAUCAUGAAUAACUCGGUGCUCAGUGGGCAGCUGGACCAGAACCUGUUGCAGCAGGGGCUGGUGGGUCAGGCCCUCCUUCCUGCAUCUAUGUCAGCCAGCGGCGACUGGACUGUGUCCUUGACAGAUGGCAGCCUGGCCACCCUGGAAGGCAUACAGCUGCAGCUGGCCGCCAACCUGGUGGGGCCCAACGUCCAGAUCUCUGGAAUCGAUGCUUCUAGCAUCAACAAUAUCACCUUACAGAUUGAUCCCAACAUCCUGCAGCAGACGCUCCAGCAGGGCAGCGUGGUAGCUCAGCAGACACUGCAACAGGGCAGUGUGGUGGCUCAGCAGCUGGCGGCGGAGCCUGGCAUUGCCUCGUCCAGCAGUUCCGACAGCACCGGUCAGGCCAGCGUGCUCAUCCAGCCCAUCUCUGGCCUGUCCCUGCAGCCCACAGUCACAGCUGCCAACCUGACCAUCGGCCCGCUGUCCGAGCAGGACUCUCUACUGACUGCCAGCAGCUCUGGAACCCAAGACCUGUCUCAGGUGAUGACUUCCCAGGGCCUGGUGUCUACCACGUCUGGCGGCCCCCAUGAGAUCACCCUGACCAUCAAUAACUCUAGCUUGAGCCAGGUCCUGGCACAGGCGGCCGGACCCACAGCUGCUUCCUCCACAGGGUCUCCUCAGGAAAUCACCCUGACCAUCUCUGAGCUGAAUGCUGCCGCCGGAAGCCUCCAGCCCUCCACCCCACUGUCCCCUUCAGCCGUGCCCACACAGAACCUGCUCAUGUCCUCGGGUGUUGGGGGAGAUGCCAGCCUCACACUGACUCUGGCCGACACUCAGGGCCUGCUCUCAGGGGCACUGGACACCGUCACACUCAAUCUCGCCUCUCAGGGUCAGCAGUUCCCAGCCUUGCUCACGGAUCCUACUCUCUCGGGCCAAGGAGCCACGGGUUCUCCACAGGUCAUCCUCGUGAGCCAUACUUCGCAGGCGCCGUCAGCCACAUGUGAGGAGAUCACCUACCAGGUCACCGAUGUGGCUGCCAGCCUGGGUCCAGGUGGGCCUGCCGAGAAGGAGGGUCGGCUACAGCCGUGCUCUGAGUGCGGCCGCUCCUUCCCGUCGGCCGCACUGCUCCAGCAGCACAGCAAGGAGGCACAUGGGCGCGAGCGCAUCCACGUUUGUGCACUGUGCCACAAGGCCUUCAAGCGUGCCACGCACCUCAAGGAGCACAUGCAGACCCACCAGGCGGGCCCCUCGCUCAGUUCACAGAAGCCUCGCGUGUUCAAGUGUGACACAUGUGAGAAGGCCUUUGCCAAACCCAGCCAGCUUGAGCGCCACAGCCGUAUCCAUACAGGCGAACGGCCCUUCCAGUGCACGCUGUGCGAGAAGGCCUUCAACCAGAAGAGCGCACUGCAGGUGCACAUGAAGAAACAUACGGGCGAACGGCCCUACAAGUGCGUCUGCUGUGCCAUGGGCUUCACACAGAAGAGCAACAUGAAGCUGCACAUGAGGCGUGCACAUGGCUAUGCGGGCCCCUCACAGGUGGCUGCUGGCCCGCAGGAGCAGGCAGGGGAGGAGCUGAGCCAGACGCUGCACCUGGAGGAGGUGGUUCAGGAGUCAGCCGGUGAGUGGCAGGCGCUGGCCGACGUGUUCUGAGGCCUGAAGGACAGGCACUCCCGGAGCCUCCGCCAGAACUUCAGGUGUUGGAACCACAACUACAGUGACUGUUCAGCCCUAAACACAUUGAAAGAAUCAUUGUCUUUGAGAGACCUCUGCGGGGGAGAGCGGGGAAAUGUCCACACACGCUCAUCAUCCGUCUGCAAAUCACUGAACUCAGGUACUCCCAGGCAGCCUCGCUGUUCCUCCCUCCGAGGCUGAGUUAACUGGAUCCUGCUAUCAGUGUCUGUGAUUUCUUUGUGUUAGCAGAGAGGGCGGCAGCCGUGGGCCAAGGCAGAGUUGGCUUCGUGCUUUCUGGUCUGAGAAGCGGAGCUCGUGGGCCAAGAGCAGCCCCUGGGCACUUUGAUAGCAGGAGGACUGGACCAUGCUGAGCCCGCCUCACAGUGCAGAGGUGCAGGCUGCCGAGCUGACACUGGAGAGAUGGCUGGACCCAUCCUCCUGCCUGGGGAACGAUGCAGUGUCCGCGUGUGACCUGGGGGAUGACAGUGGCCCUGGCACCGGGUUAAGGGCCACACUCCCCGCAUAGCAACUGCAUGCCCCAAUGAGAGUAUUGUGCGAGGGGGUGGCAGUUCCAGAAAGCACAAGCCAUACAGUGCAGGGCCUGGAGGGCCGGCCCCGGGCUGCUACAGAGCCCGAGCGAAGAGGCCUGGAAGCCCCACACUGUCUUCACGCAUCAGCCGAUGUAACUUUUUAUUUCAGGGAAUUCUUUAGUAUCAUCAAUGGUGCCACAUUAAACCUGUCGCAAACCAAACCCCAGCUCCGUGCGGGGCCGAGUACGCGUCCUUCCUACAGCAUUCCAAAGAUGGAACGUUCUGGACUUCACAUGAACCUCUCCGUGGCCAUUAUUUAUAUGUUCUAUAUAUAAAUAAAUACCUGUGUACAUAGGCACAGUGCGGGCCUCUGUGUGGCGGGACCGUCUGUUCUGUAAAUACGAGCCCUCAUCCCAGGGAGAGCCCAGCCGGCGGCUCCGUCCUCCCGAAAGCACUUCUGUCAGUAUUGAGCUGGGGUGGAAAACAGGCCCCCCACCCUUGCUUGCCCCAGAGCUCACAGGGUGAUCUGUGCACCCAUGUUGUUUUCCUGAAGAAUAAUUGCCUUUAUCUUCUCCCAUUGCCUCCCUGGUUCAGAAGAGAGUCGUUUAUUAUAACUGUCGUAUGGGCUUUGUACAUUCAGAAGAAAGACUUUGACCAUUAUUUUUUCGAAAGGGCAUCUUUGGAUAUUUUUUUUUGGUUGUUGUUCACUUUUGGCAUCUGUAUAUAAGUAAUAUUGAUGGUGAUAUAAACCCUUUUGUUAUGUGAAAAUAUUUAAGUCUGAAAACUGUUAAAUAAUACUACUUUUUUUCAAA
Suncus etruscus (white-toothed pygmy shrew) is the source of this 6949-nucleotide messenger RNA. RefSeq names its product zinc finger protein 236 (gene ZNF236). The coding region runs from base 40 to 5586 and encodes 1848 amino acids. Gene Ontology annotation, biological process: regulation of transcription by RNA polymerase II. The record is from RefSeq and is a predicted model, not a curated record. NCBI's taxonomy places the organism in Eukaryota, Metazoa, Chordata, Mammalia, Eulipotyphla, Soricidae. Gene Ontology annotation, molecular function: RNA polymerase II cis-regulatory region sequence-specific DNA binding; DNA-binding transcription factor activity, RNA polymerase II-specific. The transcript is spliced from 31 exons. Gene Ontology annotation, cellular component: nucleus.